AUGAAAGCUCAUGAUCAAGUUAGAGAGGUGUUGAUAGAGCAAGAAGAGACAAUGAACAAAAUGAAGGAUGAAGCUCAUGAUAAUUCUAAGUUGUUUGAAUUAUUGACAUUAGAGAUCUCCUCAUUGAAUGUCAAGAUAAAGAGCUUGGAAGGUGUGAAUCAAACACUCAAUCAGCUUCUCAGUGAAAUGAGUGAAGCUUCGUCAAAUGAAAUGAAGGCAAUGAAGCUAGAGAUGGAAGCCAUGAAGGCAGACAAGGUGGUGAAAGAUGAACAACUUCAUAUGCUAUACUCUGUCAUGGAAAGUCAUUUGAAGAUGGAUGUUCAUGCUGCAUUUAAUGAGAUAGAAGUGAAACGAGCUGAAGACAGAAGGUUAGAACGUGAAAGACGUUUAGCCGAAGAAGCCACUCAAAAGAACAAAGGUGUGAUUGAUGAUACUCAAGAAGCUGGUGGAUCAUCAACUCAACCUGAUAUUGGUGGUUCAUCAUCACAACAAGAUAUUGAAAUGGUCGAAGUUGCAGAAGUUCAUGAACAAGAAAUAGUUGAAGAUGAACAAGAAAUGGUUGAAGAUGAAAAAGUUCAGGAACCAGACUUCAUAAUUGUUGGUGAGUCUUCUGAGCCUGUUGAUAUUGAUAAUAUUCUUAGAAGGGUUGAUGUUAUUCAAAGAAAGAGAAAGGCAAGAGAAGUGUUACUACUAGAAUGGAAGACACGACAAUUUGUACUUGUUGGUAAUGCUUACCCAGUGCCAUACAAUGCGAAAGAAGUGGCUCGGCUUCUAAAGUUUUAUGAUUUGAAAAGAAAGGGGAAGAAAGCUCGUGGAGAGAUAGUUGAUGAAGAUUCUGAUGUAGAGAUGUUUGGAGAUGAAGAAGAGGAAGAUGAAGAUAAUGUUGAUGAUAAAAUGGAUGAUAAUCCUGAUGAUGGAAAUGAUAAAGAUGAUAAAGGUGAUGAUGACAAUGAUCAAGGUGCUUCCGGAUUGCUUAUCAAAGAUCCAACUAUUCAAGAAAGAUUGAUGAAUUAA
Messenger RNA from Helianthus annuus (common sunflower), 1014 nucleotides. RefSeq lists its product as uncharacterized. The record is from RefSeq and is a predicted model, not a curated record. NCBI's taxonomy places the organism in Eukaryota, Viridiplantae, Streptophyta, Magnoliopsida, Asterales, Asteraceae. The transcript has a single exon. Bases 1 to 1014 code for a protein of 337 amino acids.